GUGUGUAGAGGAGGAGAGGAGAGGGGAGUAGACGAGCUGAAGACUCAGUGGAGCAACACAAGACUUCAGACGAAAGUUUUCUGAAGAAAAUUUUUUUUUUGUUGGUACUAGCACAUACGGAUUCUCCAGAAUGGCGUUUCUGUUGAUGUCUGUGACGGUUCUGCAUCUGAUCACUCUGGCCAUGCUGUUCAUUGCCACCAUGGAGAAGUCCUGGUGGACUUUGGGAGACAUUCAGAACACAGAUCUCUGGUAUAAGUGUUCGUAUGAUAACUCUUCAGGAACCUGGUUGUGCGCAUCUGUCAAUGAGAGUGAAUGGCUUCAGUCGGUGCAGGCGCUGAUGAUCUUGUCCGUGAUCCUGUCCUCCAUCUCCUUCAUGGUGUUUCUGGGUCAGCUCUUCACCAUGUCUAAAGGAGGACUCUUCUACUUCACAGGCCUCUGUCAGCUCUUCGCAGGUUUUGCAGCAUUUGCGGCAGUCCUCAUCUACACCUUUCAGAAGAGGGAGAUUCUUCAAAAUGACACAGAACUGGAAAAGGGCCAUUUCGGCUACUGUUAUAUCCUGGCCUGGGUUUGUGUGCCGCUUUUACUAGUCAGCGGUGCACUUUAUGUGCACCUGCGCAAACGGGCCUGAUUUUCAACACCACACAUCAGUAGUUUAGUCUGCUAUGAGAUUAUAUAUGCUUACGGCAGUUUCAGGUGUUGUGUUAUUUUGUAAUGUGCUAUAUUAUUGGCUCAUUAGUGUUGUUUUUAAUGAACAAACUCCCAAUAUCUGCUUUGCUGCUUUUGCGAAGUUGCAACUUUGCUGUUUUUUCGCAACAGUGGAGAAAGCGCUGCUGAUAAUCAAGUGGGAUUUAGAUGCUGAAUGCAGUUUUUAAAUAAUUCUGUAAGAAAACUGGAGUGUAAAGGACUAAAUAACCUUUUUUUGUAGUCAAAUGUGUAGUGAAUGUUUUUUUUUCUUAGUAUCCUGAACACGUGCUAACUUAUUUAUUUUAGAAAGAUCUCUCCCUGUUCAGUGUCCUCUGCACUUUUUUCCCCUUAAAGUUAUGAACAAUAAUAUGUAUUUGCUCUCUUUCCAAAAAUGCUUUAAAAACAUAUUUUAAUCCCUCACAUAUGCACUCGUCAAUGGUUGUUUUUGCCAUUUUCAGUGUUUUUUUGUUGCUUUUGUUCAGUCUCAGUUUCUUUUCAAACACUGAAACAACAGGCCGGUUCAGCGUUGACACCAGAAACGAUUCAAAAGCAGUUCAUUUUGGUGUGUCAGACCCUCAUGUACAUCUAAUAGUGUAAAUAUGCUAUGGGCUUAAAGCAGCGCUAAACUAAACACUGCAGAAGCAACUCAAUGCAGAUGAUUUCAAACAUUUUCUGUGUGUAAAAUCAACUGUGCAUAAACAUAUGUAAGGUGAUUAGUGCCAAAGUCUUUUUUAUUAGGUUCAUCUUGGGUCAGACAAUAAAAUAUACAUAAUAUUGAUACAUAUAGAUAUAUACAGGGUGACGUGGUGGCGCAGUGGGUUGCACGAUGCCCUCAAAGCAUGAAGGUCGCUGGUUCGAGCCUCAGCUGGGUCAGUUGGCAUUUCUGUGUGGAGUUUGCAAGUUCUUCCUAUGUUGGCGUGGGUUUCCUCCAGGUGCUCCGGUUUCCCCCACAGUCCAAACACAUGUGGUACAGGUGAAGUGUGUGCGUGUGUGCGUGUGUGUGUGUGUGUGUGUGUGUGUGAGAGAGAGAAUGAGUGUGUAUGGCUGUUUCCCAGUGAUGGGUUGCAGCUGGAAGGACAUCCGCUGCGUAAAACAAAAGUUGACGGUUCAUUCCGCUGUGGCGACCCCGGAUUAAAUGAACUAAGCCAAAAAGAAAACGAAUGAAUAAAUGAGAUAUACGCAGUUACGCACUGAUUCACCAAAAUAAGUAAAUAAACUAAAUAAGUAUAUAAAAAAUAAGGUGAAAUACCAAAAAUAUACACGCAUAAGAUAACAAUAAUAAAAAACAAACAAAAGAAUAAAUAAAUAAAUAAAUUAUACAAAGAAAAGACAGAAAAAAAAAGGCAAUUAAGAUAUAGGUGUAGUGCCAAAGUCUUUGAAAGAAAUUGUAUUGAUUUAAUGUCAGCAAGCACAACAGCCAAUGAAAUUGCUGAAAUUUGCAUAUGCAGUACUCUGGAAUAUACAUAUUCAAACAUCAGAAGUUAUAUCAAAGCGUAAUUAAAAUUGCUGCCUCAAAACAUAAAAAUGCUCACAUUAAAGUCUUCUGUGAUCAUCUUUCAUAAUCUGAAGUCUAAUACUUUGCAUUUAAAGGGGACCUAUUAUGCAAAAAUGACUUUUAUAAGGGGUGUAAACACAUUCGAGGCAACAUUGUGUGAAUGUAACAAGCCUCUAAUGAAAAAAAAAAUGUAUUCUGUGUUUUUAUAAUCGCAUUUCUUAAAAACAGUCCGCAGAAACACUGUGGUUGACAUUCUCCCUUUGUGUCAUCAGAAGGGGAAAGCCCCGCCCACUAGUGACUAUCUCUCCCUCCGCCAUUAGAGUUUUUGCAACGUAUCUGCUGAAGGUAAUGUCAGCGACUAGGGGGAUUAUGAAUGUGGAGCAUUAUAGAUGUCUUCUGAGUCACUUCUUUUGACGUUUUCAUCUUUUCUUUUAGCUCCGCCCUCUUUUGAAAAGAGCACAAUCUCAUUUAAAUUUAAAGUGACAGUCACCAAAACAGCACAAUUAGAAUCAAAGCCUAAAAGGGUCAGUUUCAGAGAGUUUUAAAUCCGUAUUUGUCAAGGCAUUUUGAGCUGAAACUUUUUACAUCUUGCAAAACGGAGCAAAGUGGGUCCCCUUUAAUAAAAAACUGUUUCUUUAAGAUUGAUUCGUGUCCAUGCCGAAAAAAAAUCAAAACUGGAAACCUCAAAAUAAACCCUUUUUCAUGUUAAAAAUA
Molecule: messenger RNA, 2893 nt
Organism: Danio aesculapii
Lineage: Eukaryota; Metazoa; Chordata; Actinopteri; Cypriniformes; Danionidae
Gene: emp3a
Product: epithelial membrane protein 3a
Exons: 5
Coding region: 131-628 (165 amino acids)
Cellular component (GO): plasma membrane
Source: RefSeq, a predicted model, not a curated record